This is a messenger RNA of Solanum stenotomum, 706 nucleotides long. RefSeq names its product nudix hydrolase 8-like. Gene Ontology annotation, molecular function: ADP-ribose diphosphatase activity; NAD binding; NADH pyrophosphatase activity. The record is from RefSeq and is a predicted model, not a curated record. NCBI's taxonomy places the organism in Eukaryota, Viridiplantae, Streptophyta, Magnoliopsida, Solanales, Solanaceae. The coding region runs from base 283 to 612 and encodes 109 amino acids. The transcript is spliced from 3 exons.
CCAUGAGUUUAUCUUAUAUAUUACACCUUUUUAUCGAUAGGAAGUGCUGUAUUAGAAAUCUUAUAAGAACACAAAAUGCUGAUACCAUAAGUAUCCGAACAACUUGGCUCAGAGACAGAGAAUGUGGAGUUGCUAUUCGCUAGAUUUCACUGUCUCCUUUAGGAUAUUUCAAGCUUUAUUCAGCUUCUUGCUCUAUCUCAUGCUAUGUACAUUAGUUUUGGACUCUAAUUGUUGAUUUUACAUUUACAAACAAGAUACCAUUGUUUAAAUUAACAUUUAUCGAUGUCCUUCUUCAGGCAUGUUCGCGAUGUGGCCUUUCAAAAGUCAGAUUUGUUCUUCGUCUGCCUGUUAAGACCCCUGUCAAAACAGAUCAUGGUUGAUGAUCUAGAAAUUCAGGAUGCUAUGUGGAUGCCUCUAGUUGAGUUUGUGGAGCAACCUCUAAUCCAAGAAGACGACACGUUCAAGAAAAUAAUUGACAUUUUCAUCGCUAGACUAGGGAAGCGGUACUGCGGAUUGUCUGUCCAUCAAUUGGUUUCCAAAUUUGAUGACAAACUUUCUACAUUGUACUUUAACACAGUUGAUGAUCCAAAUUUGAACUGUCAAGCCAGUUAGAAUCACAAUCAGUAUUGUCUUGUGUAUAUGUGUAAUCUAUAGGUUAUGGAUUCUGUAAAUAUACUUAAAAAUUAUUCAAAAGAACUUGUUACAG